AUGGCUGACCCCCGCGUUGAAGAGCUCCCGGAUGAGGAGACCAAGAAGCCCACCGUCGAGGAGCUCGACGACUCGUCCGAUGAGGAGUCCGACGCCGAGGCCGGCGAUGCCAGCCUCCCCGCCGGCUCGACCGCCGUGAUUCACUCUCGCAACGAGAAGAAGGCCCGCAAGGCCAUCGAGAAGCUGCACUUGACCCGUGUGCCGGGUAUCACCCGUGUCACCCUCCGCCGCCCGAAGAACAUCCUCUUCGUCAUUAACAACCCCGAAGUGUACAAGUCGCCCAACAGCAACACCUACAUCGUCUUCGGUGAGGCCAAGAUUGAGGAUCUCAACGCGAGCGCCCAGGCCGCUGCUGCCCAGCAGCUCGCCAGCCAGACCGCCGAGCACGACCACGCCGGCCACUCCCACGAUCACAAGCACGAGGCCGCUAAGGAGGAGGAGGAAGAGGAGGAUGACGGCGAGGAAGUGGAUGCGGAGGGUAUCGAGGACAAGGACAUUGAACUCGUCAUGACCCAGGCCAACGUGUCCCGGAAGAAGGCGAUCAAAGCGCUAAAAGAAAACGACAACGACAUACGAAGCACAGCUCUCAAGAUUGACUGGGUCAAGAUCACCUCGUCGCUCGGCCUGCGCGGCCAGACGGUGGCCGGGCUCCAAGCCUUCAAGAAGCGCAACGACGACGUCCGCCGUAAGGUCCAAGUGCUUUCGGAGCAGCCGACCACCAUCGACUUCGCCCAGUACCGUUCCGUGCUCAAGAACCAGGCUAUCGUCGACGAGAUCGAGAAGCGCUUCAAGGCCUUCCAGCCCGCCACCUACGACCUCAGCCGCCAGCUCAAGGCCAUCGAGGCCUUCGAGGUCGAGGCCGUCAAGAACGCCCAGGCGACCAAGGAGAAGGUUGACCUCGAGCUCAAGGACCUGGAGAAGACGCUCAAGAACAUUGAGGAGGCCCGGCCAUUUGAGGACCUCACCGUCGACGAGGUUGCUGCCGCUGAGCCCAGCAUUGACGAGAAGACCGCCAAACUUGUUUCUAAGGGUCGCUGGUCCGUGCCGGGAUACAAGGAGAAAUUCGGCGAUCUAUCUGUGCUAUAA
Molecule: messenger RNA, 1086 nt
Organism: Dichotomopilus funicola
Lineage: Eukaryota; Fungi; Ascomycota; Sordariomycetes; Sordariales; Chaetomiaceae
Exons: 5
Coding region: 1-1086 (361 amino acids)
Biological process (GO): proton motive force-driven ATP synthesis; protein targeting to membrane
Cellular component (GO): nascent polypeptide-associated complex; cytoplasm
Molecular function (GO): proton transmembrane transporter activity
Source: RefSeq, a predicted model, not a curated record